Messenger RNA from Rana temporaria (common frog), 3088 nucleotides. RefSeq names its product ubiquitin specific peptidase 13 (gene USP13). Gene Ontology annotation, molecular function: protein binding; zinc ion binding; cysteine-type deubiquitinase activity. The record is from RefSeq and is a predicted model, not a curated record. The transcript has 21 exons. Gene Ontology annotation, biological process: protein deubiquitination. Lineage: Eukaryota; Metazoa; Chordata; Amphibia; Anura; Ranidae. Bases 64 to 2592 code for a protein of 842 amino acids.
CCAUGCCGGGGCCGCAGGGUGUACAGUCACACAGCAUUGUUUGGGAGCAGCAGGAAUGUGAAGAUGGCUGCAGACCUGGGAGAGCUGCUUGUCCCUUACAUGCCCACCAUCAGAGUGCCCAAGUCAGGGGACCGAGUCUACAAGACGGAGUGCGCCUUCUCCUAUGAAUGCCCUUUGUCUGAAGGCGGUUUGUACGUGUGCAUGAGCACAUUCCUGGGGUUUGGAAGAGAACACGUGGAGCGACAUUAUAGAAAGACAGGGCAAUGUGUUUAUAUGCACUUGAAACGCCACAUAAGACAGAAAGCAACUGGAGCAUCUGGUGGAGCACUAUCAAGACGGAUCAAUAGCAAGCUAUUUUUAGACCUUGAAAUUGAUCCUGAUUUCAACAGUGAUGACUAUGAGUACGAAGAUGAAGUUAAACUUGUUAUAUUUCCAGACCAUUUUGAAAUUGCUUUGCCCAACAUAGAGGAGCUGCCAGCACUGGUUACUAUUGCCUGUGAUGCUGUACUAAAUUCCAAGUCCCCAUAUAGAAAGUUGGAACAAGAGUCAUGGGAAGACGAAUUACAAGUGUCAAAGUUUGCAAAUAAUCUUGUACAAAUAGACAAUGGAGUGAAGAUUCCACCAAGUGGCUGGAAGUGUGCGAAAUGCGAUCUUCGAGAGAACCUGUGGCUAAACCUGACAGAUGGCUCGGUGAUGUGUGGACGAUGGUUCUGCUCAGGCAGUGGAGGGAAUGGUCACGCAUUAGAGCACCACAAGCAAAUGGGAUAUCCAUUGGCUGUUAGGCUUGGAUCAAUUACACCUGAUGGAGCAGAUGUGUACUCAUUUGAUGAAGAGGAAGCUGUGAUGGAUCCCCACCUCGCCAAACACCUUGCACAUUUCGGCAUCGAUAUGUUACAGAUGCAGGGGACGGAGAAUGGCGUUUUGGAUAAUGAAGUUAAACCAAGGGUCAGUGAGUGGGAAGUCAUCCAGGAGACUGGGCUGAAGUUGAAGCUAAUGUUUGGCUCUGGCUACACUGGUAUUAAGAACCAAGGGAACAGCUCCUACCUCAGCACUGUGAUGCAGGUUAUCUUCAGCAUACCAGAAUUCCAGAGGGCUUAUGUAGGGAGCUUAACACGAAUAUUUGACUAUGCUCCUCUGGACCCAACCCAAGACUUCAACACUCAGAUGGGCAAACUUGGCUAUGGUCUUCUCUCUGGACAGUACUCCAAACCUCCAGCAAAAUGUGAAAUCAUAGAACAAGUGAUGAAAGAAGAACACAAGCCAAAGGGAAUUACAACUCAUAUGUUCAAAGCACUAAUGAGUAAAGAACAUCCAGAAUUCUCUUCAAAUAGACAACAAGAUGCACAAGAAUUUUUCCUGUACCUUAUUAAUCUUGUAGAGAGAAAUAGUACAGGCUUGGAAAAUCCCAGUGAUGUCUUCAGGUUUUUGGUGGAAGAACGGACACAAUGUUGUCAGUCACGGAAAGUGCGUUACACAGAGAGAGUCGAUCAUAUAAUGCAAUUACCUGUGGCAAUGGAGGCUGCAAAAAAUAAAGAUGAAUUAAUUGCUUAUGAUUUAAAAAGAAGAGAAGCAGAAAGUGCAAAAAGGCCGCCACCUGAACUUGUACGUGCCAAGAUUCCCUUCAGUGCCUGUCUUCAAGCCUUCACUGAGCCUGACAAUGUGGAUGACUUCUGGAGCAGCGCUCUCCAAGCCAAGUCUGCCGCCGUUAAGACUUCUCGUUUUGCUUCAUUCCCUGAAUAUUUGGUAAUUCAAAUUAAGAAGUUUACAUUUGGCCUUGACUGGGUGCCCAAGAAACUUGAUGUCAUGGUGGAUAUGCCAGAUAUCCUGGACAUUAACCACCUACGAGGAAAAGGUCUGCAGCCAGGAGAAGAAGAGCUCCCAGACAUUGCCCCCCCUAUUUUUAUUCCAGAAGAUCCAAAAGAUCGUUUUAGAAACCAAUUCAUGGAGCCUCCUGACAUAGAUGAGUCUUCAGUGAUGCAGCUAGCAGAGAUGGGCUUCCCUCUGGAGGCAUGUCGGAAGGCUGUGUAUUACACUGGAAGCAUGGGGGCAGAAUUGGCGUUCAACUGGAUAAUCGCACACAUGGAGGACCCCGAUUUUGCAGAACCAUUAACUAUUCCUGGCUCUGCUGCUACUUCAUCUGCGCUGCCGUCAUAUGAACAAACUGCUCUGGCUAACCAACCUCCAGAAGAGAUUGUUGCCUUGAUCUCCUCUAUGGGUUUCCAGAGAAAUCAGGCAAUUCAGGCAUUAAGGGCAACGAAUAAUAAUCUUGAGCGAGCUCUGGAUUGGAUUUUCUCCCAUCCUGAAAGUGUAGAAGAAUGUGCAAAUACUUCACAAGCCAUAGAUUCUGAGAUUAAUCAAAAUGGAAUUCUCACCAACAAUGAUGAAGGUCCUCAAAUUAAAGAUGGAAAUGGAAGAUAUGAACUCUUUGCAUUCAUCAGCCACGUGGGAACAUCUACCAUGUCUGGGCACUAUGUUUGUCACAUCAAAAAAGAGGGAAGAUGGGUUAUUUACAACGACCAUAAGGUUACAUCAUCUGAGAGACCACCUAAAGACUUAGGCUAUCUAUACUUCUAUCAUAGGUUACUUGGCUAAGAUUUAGGUGAGGGCUUAGGCCCAUAGAAAGCCAUAGACCGUUCAUACCAGCUAAUGCAAAGAUCAACAAAAGAAUGUCGGACUGCCAAAACUCCAGAUGAAAUCUAAAAUAUUUAUAGUUUUAUUUAUAGAGGAAAAAAGAUGCUUUAUUACGUGUUAAACUGGAAGUUUCUACUGCUGGAAAACAUAAGUUGGUUGUGCGCAAUGUAUAAUGAAUGAGUGAUACCUUUUACUGUACUGCAAACAUUAUGAAUGUUUUUCUUAGGGGCAUUAAUAUCUGGGAAUUUUUUUGUAAGAAACAAAUACUGAGACCUGGUUUUACAGCACAUUGAAGUUGAUGUAGUAAAGGAGUAGAAUGUUCUCACUGAGCCUUAAACCAUCUAAUUACAUGCAAGGGGAAUUCCUGUUAUCGUCAAUUCCCCUUCACAUGACUGCAUAUUUGAAGUGAAUGCAUGUUCACAGGGCUAAUAAAACCUUGACUCCUUUAGUAAAUGAA